Molecule: messenger RNA, 889 nt
Organism: Alosa sapidissima (American shad)
Lineage: Eukaryota; Metazoa; Chordata; Actinopteri; Clupeiformes; Clupeidae
Product: NHP2-like protein 1
Exons: 3
Coding region: 224-610 (128 amino acids)
Biological process (GO): ribosome biogenesis; maturation of SSU-rRNA; mRNA splicing, via spliceosome
Cellular component (GO): nucleolus; small-subunit processome; precatalytic spliceosome
Molecular function (GO): RNA binding
Source: RefSeq, a predicted model, not a curated record
CUGACGAUUCUGAAUCGUUCUGAACCAUACCCGGGAACUGCAGUGUGCGUAUGUGCUCUCAACAGCAGGAAAGUGGCAUUUCCCUCCUUAUAUUAAUUUUUUUUUUUUUUUUUUUUUUUACAAAUCAACGUUAAGAACAAAUUCUGUCCUCCGUGAAGCACACGCCGAGAGGACUGCAUAAGACUUAUACAUUUUAACUUUACCUACUACGAAGUUAGUGAAUAUGACUGAACCAGAGGUGAAUCCAAAAGCCUAUCCGCUUGCUGACGCAACGCUGAGUAAAACAAUACUGGAUCUUGUACAGCAAGCUUCCAAUUAUAAGCAACUGCGGAAGGGGGCUAAUGAAGCCACCAAAACCUUGAACCGAGGUAUUUCGGAGUUCAUUGUGAUGGCUGCUGAUGCUGAACCACUGGAGAUAAUUCUUCACCUGCCACUUUUGUGUGAGGAUAAGAACGUCCCGUAUGUAUUCGUGCGCUCAAAACAGGCUCUGGGACGAGCCUGCGGAGUCUCCCGACCAGUCAUCGCCACAUCUGUUACCAUUAAGGAGGGUUCACAGCUCAAACCCCAGAUUCAGUCCGUGCAAAUGGCCAUUGAGAGGCUGCUGGUCUGACUCUGAAGUCAUGAUGAAAGCAUGAUGUGGACAUACAGCGUGAAAUAUCUAUGAUGAGUUCAAUGUGUGUCCUUUGCAUGGCAGAGGAACCCUUUUUUUUUUUUUUGCUCUAAAAGGCAAGUUAUUUUACUAUCCUCUCUGGUUUAUCUGCAACUUUUUUUUUUUAUUUAACUUUCACGUUUUAGUGUAGUUUUUCUUAAGCUUUGAUCAUGCUCAUACCACAUUGUUAAGCCUGUGAACUUUUUUUGUAGAGUUAAGAUAAACAUUUUGUUCAUGGUA